Messenger RNA from Choloepus didactylus (southern two-toed sloth), 3611 nucleotides. RefSeq names its product forkhead box P2 (gene FOXP2). Gene Ontology annotation, molecular function: DNA-binding transcription repressor activity, RNA polymerase II-specific; RNA polymerase II cis-regulatory region sequence-specific DNA binding. Bases 410 to 2599 code for a protein of 729 amino acids. Gene Ontology annotation, cellular component: nucleus. Lineage: Eukaryota; Metazoa; Chordata; Mammalia; Pilosa; Megalonychidae. Gene Ontology annotation, biological process: regulation of transcription by RNA polymerase II. The transcript has 20 exons. The record is from RefSeq and is a predicted model, not a curated record.
UGCGGCGGCCGCGUCCGCCAGCUGCAGCUUCCCGUGCUCCCCCCCCCGCCCCCGAGGGCGCGCCCCCCUCUCGCGGCAGCAGCUGCGGGGACUCGGCGCGUGGGUGUGUUUGGGGGCUUCUGCCUCGGCGGCACGGGUGCCACCUCCCGGGACGCUGCCCACUGCGUUCCCGGUCGCGAUCAAACAAAUAAUAGAAGUCUGUUGAAGCUUUGUCCUGACCUGUUCUGAAAGUAGAAGAAUACCCUGGAGAAAGGAGCAUUGUAAGCACAAAGAAUAAGACUUCUCAAUCCUGGGAGAGAGAAUUAGUCUACCCUCUGAAUGGCUACAUUAAUGUGAUGUGGGGAUCGAAUUUACCUAGGAAUUGACUUAAAAGUCUUGUGGAAGAUCUGGAAGAAACAGGUAUUAAGUCAUGAUGCAGGAAUCUGCGACAGAGACAAUAAGCAACAGUUCAAUGAAUCAAAAUGGAAUGAGCACUCUAAGCAGCCAAUUAGAUGCUGGCAGCAGAGAUGGAAGAUCAAGUGGUGACACCAGCUCUGAAGUAAGCACAGUAGAACUGCUGCAUCUGCAACAACAGCAGGCUCUCCAGGCAGCAAGACAACUUCUCUUACAGCAGCAAACAAGUGGAUUGAAAUCUCCUAAGAGCAGUGAUAAACAGAGACCACUGCAGGAAUUGCUUCCAGAAACAAAAUUAUGUGUCCGUGGCCUCUCAUCUGGUAAUGGGCAGCCUCACAACACCUUUGCAGUGCCUGUGUCAGUGGCCAUGAUGACUCCCCAGGUGAUCACCCCUCAGCAAAUGCAGCAGAUCCUUCAGCAGCAAGUCCUGUCUCCUCAGCAGCUCCAAGCCCUGCUCCAGCAGCAGCAGGCAGUCAUGCUGCAGCAGCAACAACUACAAGAGUUUUACAAGAAACAGCAAGAGCAGUUACAUCUUCAGCUUUUGCAGCAGCAGCAGCAGCAGCAGCAGCAGCAGCAACAGCAACAGCAGCAGCAGCAGCAGCAACAGCAGCAGCAACAGCAGCAGCAGCAGCAGCAGCCACAGCAUCCUGGAAAGCAAGCAAAAGAGCAGCAGCAGCAGCAGCAGUUGGCAGCCCAGCAGCUUGUCUUCCAGCAGCAGCUUCUCCAGAUGCAGCAGCUCCAGCAGCAGCAACAUCUGCUCAGCCUCCAGCGUCAGGGACUCAUCUCCAUACCCCCUGGCCAGGCGGCACUUCCUGUCCAAUCGCUGCCUCAAGCUGGCCUAAGCCCUGCUGAGAUUCAGCAGUUAUGGAAAGAAGUGACUGGAGUUCACAGUAUGGAAGACAAUGGCAUUAAACAUGGAGGGCUAGACCUCACUACUAACAAUUCCUCCUCGACUACCUCCUCCACCACUUCCAAAGCAUCACCACCAAUAACUCAUCAUUCCAUAGUGAAUGGACAGUCUUCAGUUCUAAAUGCAAGGCGAGACAGCUCGUCACAUGAGGAGUCCGGGGCCUCUCACACUCUGUAUGGCCAUGGAGUUUGCAAAUGGCCUGGCUGUGAAAGCAUUUGUGAAGAUUUUGGACAGUUUUUAAAGCACCUUAACAAUGAACAUGCAUUGGAUGACAGAAGCACUGCCCAGUGUCGAGUGCAAAUGCAGGUGGUACAACAGUUAGAAAUACAGCUUUCUAAAGAACGCGAGCGUCUUCAAGCAAUGAUGACCCACUUGCACAUGCGACCCUCAGAGCCCAAACCAUCUCCCAAACCCCUAAAUCUGGUGUCUAGUGUCACCAUGUCGAAGAACAUGUUGGAGACAUCCCCACAGAGCUUACCUCAAACCCCUACCACACCAACGGCCCCAGUCACCCCGAUUACCCAGGGACCCUCAGUAAUCACCCCAGCCAGUGUGCCCAAUGUGGGAGCCCUACGAAGGCGACAUUCAGACAAAUACAACAUUCCCAUGUCAUCAGAAAUUGCCCCAAACUACGAAUUUUAUAAAAAUGCAGAUGUCAGACCUCCAUUUACUUAUGCAACUCUCAUAAGGCAGGCUAUCAUGGAAUCAUCUGACAGGCAGUUAACACUUAAUGAAAUUUACAGCUGGUUUACACGGACAUUUGCUUACUUCAGGCGUAAUGCGGCAACUUGGAAGAAUGCUGUACGUCAUAAUCUUAGCUUGCACAAGUGUUUUGUUCGAGUAGAAAAUGUUAAAGGAGCAGUAUGGACUGUGGACGAAGUAGAAUACCAGAAGCGAAGGUCACAAAAGAUAACAGGAAGCCCAACCUUAGUAAAAAAUAUACCUACCAGUUUAGGCUAUGGAGCAGCUCUUAAUGCCAGUUUGCAGGCUGCCUUGGCAGAAAGCAGUUUGCCUUUGCUAAGUAACCCUGGACUGAUCAAUAAUGCGUCCAGUGGCCUACUGCAGGCCGUCCACGAAGACCUCAAUGGGUCCCUGGAUCACAUAGAAAGCAAUGGGAACAGCAGUCCCGGCUGCUCACCGCAGCCGCACAUACACUCAAUCCAUGUCAAGGAAGAGCCAGUGAUUGCAGAGGAUGAAGACUGCCCAAUGUCCUUAGUGACAACAGCUAAUCACAGUCCAGAAUUAGAAGAUGACAGAGAGAUUGAAGAAGAGCCUUUAUCUGAAGAUCUGGAAUGAAAACUGACUUGUGAAACCUCAGAAUGAAGGGACAUAUCACUGACCUUCAUAACCACUCCACAACCAUGAAUCAUUGACAAAUUUUUACUGUGACUAUUUAUUAAGCAUGGAUAAAGGAGACAGCCCUAAAGGAACUUAUUAAGCCAGCCCUUUGGGAUUCAGUACCAACAGGCAAAUUGCUUGUUUUGGCUCUCUCUCUCUUUUUUUUUUUAGGAAAAAAAAAAGACAAAAACUGAUUUUCUUGGAAAAAAAAAAACAAAACUGUUCUUUCUAUAAUGGCUUUGCCCAUUUAAAAAAUGUGGCUCUUAAGGGUUCAUGAAAUGACUGAAUAUGAGGAUACAUGUCCUGUAGAAAGCAAACGCACCUCAUAUACUGCCAAAAAUAGUGUUAGUUUCAUUAAUGUGAAUUUUCCAGCAUUCAGUAGUUGUAAUGUUAGAAACAAUUGCUGGUCAAGUUCAACUUGUUGCUAUUGUUUUUAAUUUGCACAGGAGUAGUAUCAGAAAUUAGUCACUGCUUGUAUCUAGCUGAAUUUUAAACCACAGAACAUUAGUUUUUUAUGUUGGUGCCACCAAUUGUAAAUGACAUAAGUUAGUUAUUACAAAACACAGUAAUUAGACUGUUGCAACCAUCUAAAACCUUAGGCUUCCAGUCUGUGCUGUUAGUGUUAAGAUGUAAAGUGCAAUCCUAAGCUAACAUUGUCUGUGCAAGCACCAUAGAAACAUUUGCAUAUCUGCAUAGAUCUUACAACUGUACUCUUUACCUCCUUGUGAUAAAGCUUUGUCUACCUGCAAACACAGUCAAAGGCUACAGCUGCAAACCAAAGCCAACUCUAACCAUGGCCAAGAGCUCAAGGACAGAAGCAGCCACAUGCUUUGGUCAGCCUUCUGUAACUUCAAUUAGUACAAAGGAACUUUUUCCAUGAACUACCUGCUGUUUUCUGAUGACCUCUGGGAUCUUUUCAUUUAGCCCUAAACAAAGAAACAAAUAUGACAAAAAAAAAAAAAAAAACACA